Messenger RNA from Bipolaris sorokiniana ND90Pr, 1905 nucleotides. RefSeq lists its product as uncharacterized. The transcript has 2 exons. NCBI's taxonomy places the organism in Eukaryota, Fungi, Ascomycota, Dothideomycetes, Pleosporales, Pleosporaceae. The record is from RefSeq and is a predicted model, not a curated record. Bases 1 to 1905 code for a protein of 634 amino acids.
AUGGACGUAGGCGAUGCGUCCUCGCCUGGCAGUCUAAGCUCGCCCCCACACUCGCCCGAGCAGGGCACGCCGACCUCGACGGUUCGCGCAUCUGCAGGUGGUGUUGGUGUUGGGACUAGCACCCCCACCCCUGCAAACGCGUCGCCGGCGACACAUGCGCGAGGCUUAACCGCCAGCGGCCAGCCACGCAAGAAGCCGGGGCCCAAGCCAAAGGCAAAAGACCAAAGUGCCCCUGAGCCAGAGAAGAAGACUAGGAAGCCGCGCAAGAGCGAGCCCAAAGACCUAAAUGCUGCUCCCAUCCAACGAAAGAGACGGACAAAGGCCUCCCUCGAGGCUCAGUCGCAGCCACAGCCUCAACCACCACCUCCUCCAGCACCAGCACCAGCACCCGCACCAGCACCCGCGCCCGCACCGGUUGUAGAAGAGAAACCACCUGUUCAGCAGUCGCCCACGCCACAGAGUAGACCCAGUGAGCCCGCACCUGUCUUGCAACCAGAACAGCCACCCGUUGUCACGCAACCCCCUCGCGUGCUGAGCAAUGCCGAACCCACGCUUCACAGCAAUCCAAACCUUUCACAUAUCAGUGCCACUCCCCCAGCACCACGCCCAUCGAGCUCAGGCCAGCGCUAUGAUCCAAUUCGAGGUGGCAUCUUCGAAUCCAAACCCCAGCCUGUAGCAAGUGCCCCUCCAUCAGUCUCACCACGACUCAAUCACCGUGCGAGUGCUUCUCCCUCCAUCACUAGUCUGAUCGACCCUCCAUCUGCCAGCAAUUCCUUCUACUCUCACCCCGUCAAGCUACCCCAGCAGACCUCAGUCACCUCGGCACCUGUUUCACCUGCGGCCUUCUCUACCCGCCCAGGGUCUGUCCUUCCUACCCAGGAAUAUCCACCUCAGCCUCCACCCCAACAACAGCAGCCACAACAAGAACAGGCCCCACUUCCAGUUCAGGCUCAAACACAUCCGGUUGCUCCAUCGGGACCGACCCCUAUGGAUAUCGACAGUGAGCCUAGCAAACCAGUAUCUGUACCCAUGACAAAAUCAAACUCUGCAAACUCCGGCACGCCUUCACAGUCGAAUGCUCCAACGCCACCCACCAAAGCCGCGCGUCAGAAAGAUGCCCCGCCACCAUUACCUACAGGCAGCGGCUUGUUGUCAGGAACCCCAUUUGGCCCGGUGGCCAACGCCAAUGGCACAUCCGAGACACAGGGCACUAACAUUUACCUCCACUUCGAUCUAAAGGGACGCGACAACGUGACCAUCAACGUUGCACAAGAGGUUGAGAAAAAAUACGGUUUUGCUGCUCUUCAUCCCCGCAUUGCUGCCCGCAAAGAGCGUCAACGCCAAAUCACAGCCGCUGGUGCUGCUCUUGAAAGAGCUGCAGGCGGAGGAUCAAACGACGACCUGUCCGUUGAUCUGUCUGAGAAUGAAAGCAAUGUUGAGAUGGGUGGCAUGGAUGAUGAAACAUCAGCCAAGGAGAAUGGAGGCAAGAAGCGAAGGAAGAGAAAGCAAGAAGACUACGACAAGGAGGACGACUUCAUCGAUGACACCGAGCUGGCCUGGGAGCAGCAAGCGCUCAUGGCAAAGGACGGCUUCUUUGUAUACAGCGGUCCGCUCGUUACUGAAGAGAAGCAACCAGUAGAGAGGGCUGAUGGCACCGUCAGACGUGGACGAGGCCGUGGACGCGGUGGCACAGUACGAGGAGAGACAUCAGGUCGUGGCCGUGGCCGCGGCGGGGGUCCUGGCUCUCGCGGUGGCUCCACUGUUCGUAAACCUCGUGUUACCAAGGCUGAUCGGGCUGCUAUGGAACAGGAAAAGGCUGCCCGCGAGUCUCUUGCGCAGACAAUCGCAACUAAACAGCCUCUCGCCACUCCCACUAACCAGACUGGCCAAGCUAGUGUGGCGUAA